Molecule: messenger RNA, 3789 nt
Organism: Aspergillus caelatus
Lineage: Eukaryota; Fungi; Ascomycota; Eurotiomycetes; Eurotiales; Aspergillaceae
Exons: 5
Coding region: 1-3789 (1262 amino acids)
Source: RefSeq, a predicted model, not a curated record
AUGGCGUCUAAACAGCACAUAUCAUUCGCGUCCAUUUGGGCGUUCGAGGACAUAGGGGUGCAAGAUAUUGGUAUUGAAAUGAAGUUCGUCCUCAACAUCCCCAAUGACAAUUCCGCCGGUACUGAUGGCUGCCAUAGGAAAGCACUACCUCACCUGGAUUGCCAUUGCGAGUACCUCAGACAUGACGAUCUUCUUGUGGUGAAAGGACAUUUGAACGGCUCUGCAGCGAAGAUCGCGGGUCUUGUGUCAACCUUUAUUGAAGACCAGAAGAAUAAAGAUCUUCUUGAUAUGCCACGAACUCGUCAACUGGACAUUCCUAUCAUGUUUCAAGACGAUGGAGCUUCUCUUCCCGUCGCUACUACCGAAGAUAGCCUAGGGGGUCUCCUGGCCCUUGACAUUGAUUCGGAUGAGGAGUUGAUACAUCAUUCUCAUUUAAUGACUCGCGUCACGAAAUUUUGGCUGUCAUCGCAUGGGGGCAUUGGGUGCUUUGCGACCGGUUUUCGUGAAGUCCUCAUUGAGGUUGCAGCCGUGACGGGGACGGAGACCACAUUGGUUGAUGAGGUUAAAGGCAUCCAGAUAUCUGGGAAUAGCGCUGGAGAUGUUGACGACGCUUUGGCGAAACUCACUCGGAUUGAGAAACCUUUGUCUUGCCUUGUCAACCACAGGGUGGGUAACAUGGGUAUAGCCACAGAAGACAAGACAGCCCAAUAUAGAAUCCAGAAUUACGGCAGUCUGAACCAAGUGGCUCUUCGCCGUGUUCUAACCGACCCCUCAACGAGUUCGAAUCUCGGUAUCAGCCAGAUGUUUGUCACUACCUCUCUUUCAUUCGAUGGAAAAUAUCAGAGUUACAUGCUGCCUAAGAAUGUUGCCAAUCCACAGUCAAUUAACAAAGAACCGGGAAAGUCUAUAAUAUGGCAAAACUAUACUUUCCCCGAGGUUGGCAAAGGGGAUGAGUUUGUUCUAUUGGAAUCUGUUGAAGAUACAGUUAUCCCGGCUGCAACCUCAGUGAUCCCACCCACCCAUCCUUUUCUGACUGCCGAAAAGGCUAAACAAGUCAAUGAAUGGGUCGCUGAGGGUAAGGGAAUGAAGGCAACCAGCGAACAGCCUGAGCACCCACCUACACCACCACCACCCGAGUCUUCAAGCAAUACAACAUUGGUCCCAGGUGCUAAGAGAGUUCCCGCUAUCAAAACAAGACGGCCUAUUCCAUCAGCUAUUCGAUCCAGCCAGCCAGUUCCAUCCGUGGUGCCAGUGACGAAACCUGAACGUGUCAAGACCCCUGAUCUUGUACUCAAGAAUGAAGAUGUUCCCACGCCCCGCAGAAAAUGGAAAAUGACAUAUAGUGUGGAAUCGGGGAAUACAGACGUACGUGUCAGCUGCCCUAGACCCACUAGCCCUUGUGAGCUGCGAGAUGCCGCUGAUUCCUUCGUUAAUGCUUCGACACCUGCUGCACCGAAACCAUGCAUCCCCCUGAUCUUUGACGAAACGAAGCAUGAGCUCAAUAAGGAUCCACGUCUUCCAGUCAAUAAAAAUAAUGAUCGAACUGCUCUCCAAGCUCAAAGAAAAGGCGAGUAUGUAUUCUCUCGGACGAACAAAAAGCUCGACACGAACAAUUUGCUUGUUGAUGUGGCCGCACCGGCAGCUAUAAAAACGAAUUAUCUUCCGAUGAUGCGCGCAGAUCAGCCAGCUCUGAUACCACUGAUCUCAAGUCUAGACUCGGAAUACUCGACUCUGAAAAGCAAUGCCUCCUCACGAGUAAACAACAUCGCCGACGACUUGAAUGGCUUAGUGAUCGAAGCGGAUUAUGGAUCUCAAGACGAAGCUGGUUGCCCUGUAUUACAUGGGGGAGCAAAACCGGGCAGAAAUGGCAAUCUUUCAGAGCAGGUCAAAAGGCUCGUCAUACUGGAAGAGGUUUUCCUAGAGCAGAUGAGAGAGUCAAUCACAAUUAGUGAAGUCCCCGCACGCGUUGUCAAUUCUCCAAGUCCCCCCAGUCGAAUCAAUGCGAUCCUGGCCAGAAGGCGACUUGAAGAGCUCGAGAGACGACAUAAAGCGGAAGGAAAACAACAAAGCGAUGAGGUGGCUACCAGGGAGUAUCAUCAUACCAUGAAACAUAAAGCGCCCAAGCCAAGUCACAAUGUCUCGAGCAAAUCUUUGAGAAAAGCGAAGAGGCAAGCCACUCUGGAGGAUGCCUGGGGAAUACCAAAAAAGCCGACAAAGAAACAGGUUUCAGACAACCCAGCUCCUUCUGGAAUUAUGGAGGCUAAAGGCACGUCCGCCCGACACACGACGCAGGAAAAUGUGCAACAUGCCCAGAAACAGCAAGGAGAGUUGAGCAUGAAUGAAAGUAUCAAACAGCUCUUUGAGAUCCUAAAACCCACAUUGGAAGCUGCCGAAUAUUUCCCUGGAACUUUGACUUUGGAGGCUCAGAUUGGUCUCGCAUUGAUUCCAGUUCUGCCGAAAACCUACAAGGAGGGUCUGGUUUCCUUGAGAGAGUGGACAGAGAUAAUGCAACCACGGACUGGCGUAUCUGCACCAACUACCAAGUUCAUUGAUAGGCUCACAACAUCGGGAUCUGACGUUGACCAUAUUGUGGACUUGAAAACAUCACAAGAUGGGAAGCGCCGUUUCUUCGAACAUGAAGACAGCGAGUAUAGUGUUUUCUAUGAGUUCCAUUGUCGCUCUAAAACAGAUCAACCUAUAAUCGUCGAAGUCGAUGAACGCGGAAAGUAUUCCGUCAAGAAGCAAACCGAAGCGCUAGGUGCAGUCAAUAUUCACUUUCCUGGUAGUAUCUGGGAUGCUCGGAUGAUUGUCCAUGGCAAUGUCGCAUAUCCUAUCCAUGGAUACCAGGAAUUUGAAGACGCAGCCCGAUAUAUGGUGGACCAUCUCUGGGUUCCGCCCGAUAAACACCUCGUCCGUCUUUUCACUAAACUCCCCAAAGACAAACAUCUGACCGUUGAAAAAAUCCUUAUGAAGCGCUGGACCCGCUAUCGGUAUAUUCGUUCAAACGAUUUCUCCCUUGAAGGCACCGACACCCCCAACACUUCAUCAUCGACCGGGGGAAAAGCAGAUUCUGCUACUGGUUCUGUGGGAUCCAAGAGUGCUGCAAAGGACACGAAUUGUGAAGGCAAUAGUGAAACCCCCGAAGCACAAGAUCUUCUAUUGCAAGUCACAGAAGUGCAGAAUCUAUUAAUAGCGUCUAACCCCGCGGACCCUCAAGCAAUAAGAGCCCGUAGCGCUCCACUGUCGGAGAUGAUACGCAAGGGAGGGCAGUGGUAUGAAGUUUCGCUUGUUAGCUCUGCCAUUGAUGCUAUAUUGAAGACUAAUGCGAAUAUCGAAGUCGGAGAGCGCACGGACGAUUGGCGUAGCCUUGAUCUAUUUGGAAACGACGCUAUUUUACUGCACAACAGCAUAUCUGACUGUCCAAAUCCAGCAUUGCCAUCCAGGCCGGUCGCUACCGCUGUGGGGACCGCAGGUAUUGGUGAUCUCCUCCGCCUAACGAAAGCGGUAGUUCAGAAUAUGGACGGCGUUGGAUUUUGGAACUGUGGACCUUGUGUUGAUGCUGCCCGGAUGCCAGUGGCCGGUUCUCUGAACACCCCAAGUAUCCCCAACGAUAUUAUCACAUCGCCCAUAGGCGCGAUGAUAAAGACGGAAGAGAAGAGCUUGGACUUCGACAAGCUGGAGAGUAUCAAAGAAGUGGGAAGUAGCAUUGGUGACGUCCCAGUGGCUAGCAAACCGAAUGCUGCUUUCUCUGACCAGAAGAAGGAACAAAUUGAGAUGGAGUACUGGUGA